This is a messenger RNA of Salvelinus fontinalis (brook trout), 10682 nucleotides long. RefSeq names its product sorting nexin-19-like. The record is from RefSeq and is a predicted model, not a curated record. Gene Ontology annotation, molecular function: phosphatidylinositol binding. The coding region runs from base 8585 to 9190 and encodes 201 amino acids. Lineage: Eukaryota; Metazoa; Chordata; Actinopteri; Salmoniformes; Salmonidae. Gene Ontology annotation, cellular component: intracellular membrane-bounded organelle; early endosome membrane. The transcript has 5 exons.
CCAGGGCAUAGUCUACUGUGAGGUUGGUCAGAGAGGAUGGAUCACGCCAGUCCUGGUAGGAUAUGGUCACAUUGCUGCUGGUUUGACUGAUGAGUCGGACCUUGGAGUUGAGAAGGAUAGUGCAGUUGAGGGCCUGGUAAAAUGCCCUUGGUAAAUGGUCAAACCCAUCAGUGAUCUCGUAAUAGCUGAAAAACAGAACAUUCCACUACUUUAAUACACUACUUAACAAACACUAGAUGUAGGGCAGGGUGACUAAUUUGAUUGUAUGUGCAUAGUGGUGUUCUUACACAGUGUUGUCAUUGAUAUCCGACUGAAUAUACAGCAUCUCAGUAAGUGAUGCGUAGAAGAGGCUGUUCUCAUUCAGGAUAUCUCCAAUCAUGCGCAGGGCACCACGACUCAGGUUCCCCUCCUUCACUAGAUACUCCUGUCAGAAAACAACACUCAUUAAAAUGGCUGAAUAAAGAUAUUUAAAUACAUUUGUUCCCGUUUCUAGUAAGGAAAGUGGCAAAGUGCAUACCAAUUUAGAGUCUGACAAUAAUCCUGCAUCUUGUCUGAUGGUUACCUAUAAGCAACCAAGUGUUUUCUUACCUUGACUGAGUACGAGUCAUAUUUUCUCAACAUGGUCUCGCAGCCAGCUGUCUUCAUAUCAUCCCUUAUCUACAACAAAUAAUUUGUAUAAAUAAUUUGUUAUAACUGUGUUAUGUGACACAUACCUGUAUAUAACAACAUUUAACAUAUUACACAGUGUUCCACCACAGGAGUCUAAACAUGCUGACCAGACCGCGUGCGUGCGUCCGUGUGCGCCAUCUAAUUUAAUCAUUGGGUUGUUAUUUUACCUGAAAUGCACAAGGUCCUCUACUCCGACAAUUAAUCCACAGAUAAAAGUAUAAACAGAGUUCGUUUCUAGUAAUCUCUCCUCCUUCCAGGCUUCUUCUUUGGACUUUAUAUUGCGGUUGGCAACCAACUAUAUGGUGCAUUACCACCACCGACUGGAGUGUGGACCUCAGUUCAUCUUUCUUUUUUUUCUUUUUUUCUUUUUUUAUCCCCUUUUCUCCCCAAUUUUCGUGGUAUCCAAUCGCUAGUAAUUACUAUCUUGUCUCAUCGCUACAACUCCCGUACGGGCUCGGGAGAGACGAAGGUCGAAAGCCAUGCGUCCUCCGAGGCACAACCCAACCAAGCCGCACUGCUUCUUUAACACAGCGCGCCUCCAACCCGGAAGCCAGCCGCACCAAUGUGUCGGAGGAAACACCGUGCACCUGGCCCCCUUGGUUAGCACGCACUGCGCCCAGCCCGCCACAGGAGUCGCUGGAGCGCGAUGAGACAAGGAAAAUCCCUACCGGCCAAACCCUCCCUAACCCGGACGACGCUAGCCCAAUUGUGCGUCGCCCCAUGGACCUCCCGGUCGCGGCCGGCUGCGACAGAGCCUGGGGGCGAACCCAGAGACUCUGGUGGCGCAGUUAGCACUGCGAUGCAGUGCUCUAGACCACUGCGCCACCCGGGAGGCCCCUCAGUUCAUCUUUCAAUCACCCAUGUGGGUAUAUGCUCCUAAAAAACAAUGAGGAUAUGGGAGAGGUGGGACUUGCAGUGCAUCAAGCGUCACAAAUAGAACCAAGUUCUAUUUUAGUGCCUGGCUACGCAGAUGUUCUUUGACGCGCACAAGCUGUGUGGGUGCAAUGAUUGAAUAACAUGUCUACAAUUAUUUUGCAACGCGAAUGGUGGGUGCCCCCCCUCCCUUUGCACACACCUUCCACAGGGCCAAGUCAAAGAGCUGACCAGCCGAUUUUCCCCUUUCCUUGUCAGUCAAGGGAUAGUUCAGCACGUCUGGGUUCUCUUUAACCGUAUAUGUUUUCUGCAGCAACCCGUUCACAUGGUAAUAUGUGUUGAUGUCAUCCUGGAUAAAUGGAUUCAGUCCAAGGCCCAUUUUUGAUGAAAAUGAUAAAAGAAUUCUGUUGAAUUAAAAAUGCCAUAGUUAACAUUGUAUUGAUGGUUAAAGUACACUUGCUAUCAUUCUUAUGCAACUCUAUAGGACAUGCACCAGUAUCUGAUAAUGAUUCAUUUGAGAUAGGAUGCUUGACCUCUUUUGAACAAUAACAUAUGAAGACGGGAUAAGAGGUAGCUACUUAUUUCAUGUGGUAGGACAAUAGGCUUUACUCACUUGUGAAAGCUAGGGAUCCUCAUAGCACCCAGCUCUGCAUACCAUCCCUCUCUUCUAUUUCUGUAGGUCUCCACCCGUCCUCCAAUUCGAUCACUUGCCUCUAUUAAAGUCACCUUGUCCAAAAAAACAAACACUAUCAGUUUCCCCCUUUUGCACUGUAGGCCUAUUAUUAGUCAUAACCAGACAAUUACAAUACUGACACUAAAUUCCUUUCUCAGUAAGUAAAUUAGCAUAUGUCAAUGAUAUUAAUUGUGUUGACAUUGAUACAGUAAAUUAUACAAAAGAUACUGUACCUUGUGCCCUGCGUCCUCCAGAAACUUUGCUGCAGUCAGUCCAGCAAUACCACCACCGAUGAUGGCAAUAUGAUGAGGUGUCUUUGUGAAGGGAAGACCUCUGUUCACAAUUUCAAGGAGUUCGGCAUAGUCUGAAUCUUGCAGGCAGUCGAAAAGAGGAUCCUCAAUGUAUCCAUUGACACUGAAAACUAUGAUCACAACUAUAGCGACAGGAACUGGAAAAGAGCAAAAGUAAAUGUUUAAUAGGCCUGUAGGCUUACAAUAUAAAAAAACAUGUACAAAUGUAUUUUUAAAAGGGUUAUGGAGGGAUAUGUUAUUAAAGUAGAUGCAACAUACAUGAAUGGCAUACAGUCUACUGGGCUAUUCUUAUUUCCACCCCAAAUCACAAAACUAGAUCUAGAAUGACUUUUAGAAUGUCCUUGAACAUCCCCUUCACUACUUUCCAAUGAUUUGUAGGAAUUCAACAACAAGUUUUUACAAAAGCAGAAGUUAUUGUUUUGCAAUUAUACAUAGAUGAUUAGAUUUUUAUUUGUAUUUGCAUUGCCCCAUAAGGUGACGCAAUACAUUUUUACAAAUUCUUCAAAUAAACAAAAAUAUAGGCUAUGAACUUUGAACACAAGUCAAUUUGUCAUUAUAACUAAGCUAAAGUAAGAUGUGUUUAAUAAAAAGGAAAAUACUUACAAUAUUUGCCCAACGCCACAAAGGGUAUCAUCUUGACUCCUAAGCCCAGAGUCCUUGCUUUCCCCCUUCUAGUGAUGCUGACGCCCACCGGAGAAAUAGAAACCUAAAGCGAAAUGUGGAGGCAAGUACUGUAGCCUAGAUAAUGUGAUUGACUUUGUUUUACUAAUAUUAUAUAUGUUAUAUAAUAUUGAACCCCACCCCACCAAUAUUAAGUUACACAUUUGUUUUCGUUGCUUAUUAAAUUAAGAUAUUAACAUUAAUUUGCGAAUCAUGCAUAUCAUAACGACUUACCUUAAAACACCUAUAUAUGAAUACAUUAAUUUGCGAAUCAUGCAUAUCAUAACGACUUACCUUAAAACACCUAUAUAUGAAUACAUCAUUAGGCCUACACACUUAAACUGAUACAGGUAGGCUACCUUUAUUGGAGACCACUCACCUUCAUCAUUGGAAACUUCUCAAAAGCGAUAUGCAUGAAUGAAACAAAUAUCUCUGAGCUAUAUAGUUUAGCUCUAUUACUUAGCCUAAAUCUUUUCUAGGAUUCUUACACAUGGAAUGUGUGAAAUUGCACCCAACGUAUGUUAAUGAGUGACCUACGUGGGCUCAUGAGUUCGGAAAUUAAUAUUUUCCCACACCAGCUCGAGAUUCAACCACACUGAACAAAUUAGAUCAGUGAGGUUUACUAUUCACCAGCACACCUAUUUUCCCCCUUCCCACCAUAUGUUUUAUAGUGCAUGUUCGUGUCACCUGAAGUUCACCUUGCCUUACCUAACGUGAUAUAGAGAAAUUGUAUUUUAAGAUUCGAAGAUAAGAUUCUAUAGUGAGAUAUAUUUAAUUGGAUACAUACAUUGACGAUUAGGUUAAAUCAAUCAGAACGUCUACUCACCUUAGUGUGAUGUCAAAUGAUAAGCCUGUCUUCGUUUAUAGUGCAGGAGGAGUGCAAUCGAAAGUAAACGUGAAGGUUUCAAAAGGGUUACAUCAUUGGAAUUCCUUUAUUUCCGUUAAUAGAGAAUUGGAUACAUAUAAAAAGCCGUUUGAUAAGCCUUAAUGAAUGCGAUGUAAACAGUCAGCAACACAUUAACUGUGAUAAUGCAAUGAAUGUGCUCCACAAUGCACCUUUCAACAUGCAUAAUAACUCGAUUGGUAUAUUACUCUUUAUAACAAAAAUGAUAAACAGAAAAAGAACAAGACGAAAGUAAAUCUCCCAAAAUGUUUCGUACUUCCUUAACAGCAUUAAUGCAUCCCAAUGGCACCCUAUUCUAUACAUUGCGCUGUGAGUCCUGGUCAAAAGUAGUGUACUACAAAAAAAAGUGUCAUUUGGGUUGGGUAAAAGUAGUGUACUACAAAGGGAAAAGGGUAUCAUUUGGGAAGCAACGCUAAAACAUUGACGUUCACCUGGCUUUUAUUGUAUUGGGUGUUGUAGACAGAUUGGCAUUUGAGCCUUAUUAAAGCUAGAAUACUUAAUUGAAACAAUAACAAAGCGAACCCCGCAUCUGUUUUAGUAAAAAGCUAAGCGACGGCGAAAUAUAACCACUCUCAAAUGUAUUAAGAUCACUUUAUUGGUAAAUUGCACACAAGUUCCAACCGAAAUUUGACAUCCGUUUUUAACCCAACCCCUCCGAAAGACACACAUACAGGUUUUGGAGAGGUGCGGUGGGCACCGGGAAGCUGUUGUUGCCUUGGUCAAGGGUACAACGGCAGGCAAUGGCAUCUAGGAUUUGAUACCAGCAACCCUCCAGUUGCCAACUCACUUCCCACAAUAUGUUUCCUAUCGGUAUGGAUGCAAGGACUGACCAUCCAUUAUAUCAAAAUUAUAGUUUUAAUAUGUUUUGAGGCUAUACAGGGUUUGUUAACAUUUACAUUGUUUAUAAACAUUUCAGUAAAACAAGCUUAUAUUUGGGGUUUUGAUAGGGUACAAUAAUUGAACUAAGCGCAUUAGGCCUUUAUAAGUUAUAUUCUUCAAGAAUCAAUGCGUUUAUAUCCAGUGGUGUAAAGUUAAGUAAAAAUACUUUAAAGUACUACUUUAGUCAUUUUUGGGGGUAUCUGUACCUUACUAUUUAUAUUUUCGACUACUUUUACUUCACUACAUUCCUAUAAAAAUUAAUGCAAUUUUUACUCCAUACAUUUUCCAUGACAUCCAAAAGUACUUGUUACAUUUUGAAAGGAUCCAAGUCCACUUCAUACACUUCUCAAGAGAAAACCCCUGGUCAUCCCUACUGCCUCUGAUCUGGUGGACUCACUAAACACAAAUUAAUGCUUUGUUUGUAAAUUAUAUCUUAGUGUUGGAGUGUACCCCUGGCUAUCCACCAAUAUAUACAUAUAUAUUUUUUUAAAUUAUUAUUGUGCCAUCAGGUUUGCUUAAAAUAAGGAAUUACAAAUGAUUUAUACUUUUACUUUUGAUACUUAAGUAUAUUUUAGCAAUUGCAUUUACUAUUGAGACUUAAGUAUAUUUAAAACCAAAUACUUAGAUUUUUACUCAAGUAGUAUAUUACUAGGUGACUUCCACUUUUACUUUAGUCAUUUUCUAUUAAUGUAUCUUUACUUUUACUCAAGUAUGACAAUUGAGUACUUUUUCCACCACUGUUUAUAUCAUUCAUGUCUAAGUUCACAAAUGGAUGUAGCCUUUAAGGAUUCUAGAUUUAAGCAUUUCCCACACUACAUUGUGCCACAUUGACGUUCUUUGUGGCAUAUUUUUCAGGUUAUCUGAGCAGCCGCUGAACACUAGAAUAGAUUCUUUCAACAGCCAAAAUAGAGCCACAUGAGUCAAAUCAAAUCCAAUGUAUUCAUCACAUACACCGUUUACAGCAGGUAUAAAAGGUCUGAGCGAUAUGACGGCUGCGUGGUCGCAUGGUGUUUAUACUUGCGUACUAUUGUUUGUACAAAUGAACGUGGUACCUUCAGGCGUUUGGAAAUUGCUCCCAAGGAUGAACCAGACUUGUGGAGGUCUACAUUUUUUUUUUCUGAGGUCUUGGCUGAUUUCUUUAGAUUUUCCCAUGACGUCAAGCAAAGAGGCACUGAGUUUGAAGGUAGGCCUUGAAAUACAUGCACAGGUACACCUCCUAUUGACACAAAUUAUGUCAAUUAGCCUAUCAGAAGCUUCUAAAGCCAUGACAUAGUUUUCUGGAAUUUACCAAGCUGUUUAAAGGCACAGACAACUUAGUGUAUGUACUUCUGACCCAUUGGAAUUGUGAUACAGUGAAUUAUAAGUGAAAUAAUCUGUCAAAUAAUUGUUGGAAAAUGUACUUGUGUCAUGCACAAAGUAGAUGUCCUAACCGACUUGCUAAAACUAUAGUUUGUUAACAAGAAAUUUGUGGAGUGGUUGAAAAACGAGUUUUAAUGACUCCAACCUAAGUGUAUGUAAACUUCCGACUUCAACUGUAUUCACACGCACAGUACCAGUCAAAAGUUUGGACACAGCCUACUCAUUCCAGGGUUUUUCUUUAUUUAACUAUUUUCUACAUUGUAGAAUCAUAGUGAAGACAUCAAAACUAUGAAAUAACACAUAUGGAAUCAUGUAGUAAGCAAAAAAGUGUUAAACAAAUCAAAAUAUAUUUUAUAUUUGAGAGGCCACCUUUUUCCUUGAUGACAUCUUUGCACACUUUUGGCAUUCUCUAAACCAGCUUCAUGAGGUAGAUACCUGGAAUGCAUUUCAAUUAACAGGUGUGCCUUGUUAGAAGUUAAUUUGUGUAAUUUCUUUCCUUAAUGCGUUUGAGCCAAUCAGUUGUGUUUUGACAAGGUAUCAGUAUUAUACAGAAGAUAGCCCUAUUUGGUAAAAGACCAAGUCUACAUUAUGGCAAGAACAGCUCAAAUAAGCAAAGAGAAACGAUUACUUUAAGACAUGGAGGUCAGUCAAUGCAGAAAAUGUCAAGAACUUUGAAAGUUUCUUCAAGUGCAGUCACAAAAACCAUCAAGCGCUAUGAUGAAACUGGUUCUCACGAGGACCGCCACAGGAAAGGAAGACCCAGAGUUACCUCUGCUGCAGAGGAUACGUUCAUUAGAGUUAACUGUACCUUACAUUGCAGCUCAAAUAAAUGCGUCACAGAGUUCAAGUAACAGACACAUCUCAACAUCAACUGUUCAGAAGAGACCGCGUGAAUCAGGCCUUCAUGGUUGAAUUGCUGCAAAGAAACCACUACUGAAGGACAGCAAUAAUAAGAAGAGACUUGCUUGGGCCGAGAAACACAAGCAAUGGACAUUAAACCGGUGGACAUAUGUCCUUUUGGUCUGAUGAGUCCAGGCCUCAGAGGAGAAGUCCAGGCCUCAGAGGAGAAGUGGAGGCUGUGGGUGCCCACAGAAUAUUCUACCAGGUGCAUCCAUUCAAGAUUCUGGUAAGGACUGUUCAAGGAAUGUGGAUUUUUUUAGUAGUGGUGGAUGGGUAAACUUACAUGAUGACACCGCUCACAAUAUUGUUCAUUGGCCCAUCAGUUCAAAACAGGAACCAAGUUCUUACAUCAACCUUGGCUCGUGAUAGUGGAUGUUUGCGUCAUGACCGCUUUCUGUUCUUCCCGGCAGUAUCUGUCUGUGCGUCAUUUAUUGUGAAAUGCUGUUUUUUACUGUACUUUUCAUAAAAACAGGAUUUGCUGCUUUUCUUACUUAGUUUAAGUUCAGUUACUGGCCCUGAAUGUGCAGUGUUUUGGAAUGUGAACAGCACAGAAGGUUAAGGUCCUCUAACUGUUAAGAUCUUGUAAGAUAUUGUCUCCAAUCCAGUGAAUGGCCUUAGAAAAAAUGGGUGAUCCCAUUGACUUCAUAUGGAAGCAAUCUCCCAAGACUUGACAUUGGAAUGAGUAUGUCCCUUUUAAUUGAAUCCAAAUUGCUGGGGCUUCCAUGUUUAAAGUCUGCUCAUUGUCUUGUCUGAAGGAGACAUGUUUCAGAUGUGGGCCAGACUUUGAUGGUGAGCCGUCUGGCUCCCUCUCGCUGACCAGACAGGUCUGAAACAUCCUGUUCCAGAUCUCUCCAGAACAUUUCAAGGGUGAAAGGUAAACAACCGGAAUCCUGUGACCAGCAUACUCCUGAAGUACUAUAAUGUCACCACGAGAGGGAAGUCUUGGCAAACAUUUGUUGGGGGUAUUUAAAAGAGAAAUUCCUUUAUUGUCUAUGCUGAGAAAUCUGUCCACGAGCAAGAGGUUACAGGUUGUGUCAAUGUUUGACAUUGUGCGGAUCAUAGGUUUUUCUUUUUUGACAGAUUCCCUCUGACAAAUUUUUUGUCAAUAAUGUUGAAGACAUACAGUAGAUAUCUAACACUUACAUGAGGCUUUAUUGCUUUGAGAUUUUCAUAUUUCAUAGCCAGAAUGCUAUUUAGUAUUUUUAGUUGAAAAUGAGAUGCAAUUGCUCUCUAAAUGAUGUUACUUUGGACCACUGCUAAUGCAUGGUAAAUAGUGAUACAUAAACAAGGCUUCAAACCUAUGGUUUUUAAUGUGCUUGUUUUAAGCAUGUGUGCUACUUAGUAAAGUGUGUGUGCAUGCGUGUCAUUUACUUGUAUGUGUGUGUGUGUCAUUUGCUUGUGUGUGUGUGUGUGUGUUUUGUGGCACUGUCCACAAUGGUGGAGACGGCCCUAGCUGACUUGGCCCUAGACAUCAUGUGUCUGCUGUUGAAGAACCAGUGGAGCUGGCUGUGCACCGACAACAUCCAGAAGACUAUCCGGCUGCUGUUUGGAACCCUCAUUGACAGCUGUGAAGGAGCGGUGGAGGAAGACCCCAUUGCAGGCGCCCAGCUUUUGUUUGAGUCCACUGCACUGGUGGAGGCUGUGUGGCCGGGGGGCAGCCUACCAGCCCAGCUCCGCCCGGCGCAUAGCCACCAACAGGAGGAGGACACCAAGCAGCAAUCCCUGCACUGCCUCAUGAAACUACUACCAGAUCUGCUCUCAGAAAUGCUGGGCUCGGACAAAUACAGACUAAGCUGGCAGACUGCACUGGAAUCUCUGCAGAACCCUUACAUAAACAGACACCUGGUCUACUGUAUCUGGGACCUUUUCCUCAAGUUCCUCGUCCCUGAAACAUCUGAGGAAAACCUUCAGAAAACCCUGCUGCAAAGUCUCUCCAAAAACGCAGAGAAACUACCACCAUGAAAGUCGUGGGAGAGAUACUGGGGUACACACGCACACGCACACACGUUUAAUCAACUGUCAGUGAAUAGACCUUGAUGAAAGUCCAGCCUAAUGUAUCUGGAUAAAUUCCAUUAUUCAUGUUUCCCCACCUUUAACUCUGACAUUUUGGACCAGAGGUCAUCCGGGUAUGUCUCUGAUUUAGUCCAUAACAUUUGUGGGUCUCAAACAUCGGCCACACAUCCGGAGCAGCUUUGAUUACCCAACACCUGUUUUCUGUUUGAUCAGAAUAUGUGUCGGAUCUCCAAAAGCCCAAACACACGUAUGUGUGGGAAAAGCCACAGUCCCAAACUUCCCAAAUCCAUCCUUUUUCCUGCUUCCUAAAGCCUCCAGCUUUGGACCAAACUCAUUUCAGAUUGACUCCACACCAACAUGAACCCUUGUGGUCUGUCUAUAUUCUAUUGGAGAAGUCCAAUUAGAUUGUUUCCCCACAUCAGGCUUACUGUGUCGUGCUUUGCCCUUUCGGGAUGACUUGCCUAUGUGUUCCCCGUUAUAUGCCGCUAUUCCUUUUGAUCCCUUGGCUCUACACCAAGCUGCACAUGUGCUGUGUUGCAUUAAUACUCUACUCCCUCACUCCUGAGGCCUGGCUCGUACUGAUAUGGCCCACUGACAUGUUUCUGUUAAAGUGGUCACUCAUACGUUUUGAACUUAUGAUGAAGGCCACUGCACUUUAAAGCGCUUGAUAGCCACUUUUCCCAUGGGCCUGACAUGGUUGUUUUAAAUAAUAUAUGCUACACGUACAUGCAAUUUUCAGUGGUCUCUCUGCUACUUUUUAAAAUGAUGAUACAUUUUAUGAGUACCACCAACACAGUGAAUGGGAAAAUGGAUUCAAAGGGAACUCCCUCUGCUGGUGAUUUGCUGAAUGUGCAAUCAUACUGGAGGGCUGUGAUUGGUUAAUGGCCUAUAAUGUACAUUUUUAUGUAUAGCGUUUAUAAUUUCUUUACAAGUAGCAGAGAGCCCACUCUGGAAAUGUGAUGUUUUUGAAGAGUAUAUUGUUUCAAACAGUAUGUUUAAAAAUAAGCUAAAUCAAAAAGAGCACAUUUGAGAUAUUAAUAAUAUUAUUGUUAAUGUUAAAACAAAUAAUGUGGAAAAAUGUAUUUCAGAUUAUAGCCAUAAUGAAUAUUUCAGAGGAGUAUAAUGACACUGUAACGGGUGACGCUCUCCUCAUCCUCGGAUGAGGUGAGGAGAGAAGGAUCCUCAGACCAAAACGCAGGCUUUGGGAAAUAAGCCAUCUUUAUUUAACAAAGAUGAUGGCAACACGAAACGAAACAAACACUUUCCAAACUACAAAAUAACAAAACGACGUUGAACGAAACCUGAACAUAAACUUACAUAACUAAACAUAAACUUACGUGCAGGAAACGGACGACAUCGAAACGAAACGAAACAAACAAACGCUACAGUCCCAUGUGGUACGAACAUACAUACAGACAUAGGAGACAAUCACCCACAAACA